CAGUUAGCUAUAGCCGGACUGAGCACCCGAGACCUUAGGCAGUUCGAGAACGUUGUAUAAAAACGCCAGACGCAUCCGCAGCGCAAAUCAGUUGAAAUAUAUCGCGACCAGUUACGAUAUAUACAGAAUGCAGUGGAUAUUCGCGCUAGUUCUGGCCCUCUGGGCAACCGCAAUCGCCGAGACGCGCCAGAUACGUAUCAAUCGUUAUGCGGUCAGCGUGCAGGAGGAUGACGUACAGCAGGCGGUGGUUAAGGAGCUGAAGCCCACGCCAUAUCCGGCAGCUGGCUAUAGACCGCAGGGACGCGCCUUCUGGUUGCCGGGCGAAGCCGAUGCGGAGGCUCUGCCCACUGAGGGCUCGGGCUUGGGUACAACUACAACGGAAUUGCCGCUGGAUGAGGGAACAACGAGCACAACAGAGUCACUCGACUUGAGCACUACAACAAUGACAACAACCACAUUGGAUUCCCUGGACGCCACGACCACAUCAGCACCCUUUGAGUUUCGUUCCGGCCGCGCCAAUGCGAAAGCCCCUUAUCCAGCUGCAGGCUAUCGACCAAGUCGCGCUUUUCGACUGCCCACCGAGCUGAAUCUGGAGCUGGGGCAGCAGCAGCAGCAGCAACAGGUGGAGCCAAGCAAUGUAAACGAGACGGCAGCAGUUCCCGAUAGUAAUGCCAACCAUCCUGUUUGCGGUGUCAGCACAAACCCACUGAAGCCCACCCCGGAGCCGGGCACCAAGGAUGAGCCCGACUCGGAAAAUGUGCUGAUUACCGCCAAUCUGGGGCCAGCCGUAUUGGUUGCCAGAGCACCAACCUCCCCGGGCAUACCCGUUGCCAUACCCCUGCGCUCGCAGCCUCUGAUUGCGGCGCCCAGGCGAGGAUUUGUCUACACCACGCACGUGGAGCAGCGUUGGUGAGGCUCAGGCUGACUGCACGUCCCUCCUAUUACAUUGUUAACAGCUUAGAAUUAAUCAAUCCAUGUUACUCUUAUUUAAGUUGAAAUAUAUUUGUAUUCAUUUGCAAUCU
Messenger RNA from Drosophila virilis, 1022 nucleotides. RefSeq lists its product as uncharacterized. Lineage: Eukaryota; Metazoa; Arthropoda; Insecta; Diptera; Drosophilidae. The record is from RefSeq and is a predicted model, not a curated record.